Messenger RNA from Tricharina praecox, 1046 nucleotides. RefSeq names its product multi protein bridging factor 1-domain-containing protein. The record is from RefSeq and is a predicted model, not a curated record. Gene Ontology annotation, cellular component: nucleus. The coding region runs from base 220 to 678 and encodes 152 amino acids. Lineage: Eukaryota; Fungi; Ascomycota; Pezizomycetes; Pezizales; Pyronemataceae. Gene Ontology annotation, molecular function: DNA binding. The transcript is spliced from 3 exons.
GGUGAGUCUUGUUGAGUUGAUGGUUGCCAAGCCAUGGCGACUUUUAACAUGUAGCUGGUCCUUCAGCUUCAAAAGCCGCCUCUCUUGACUUGCCACAACACCACAUCCUCCCGCACACUACCUCACACUACUCCACAGCUUCUCGAUCCCCCACUACCCACCCUAACAUCACGACUACCACCCAACAUCAAAACUCACUACCCCCCAUCCAUACCAACCAUGUCUGAAGAGUGGGACUCCGUUACCAAGAUCGGCAAGAACGUUCGCGGCGGUGGAACCCGUACCACGGUAGCCCGUACACAGUCGGAGAUCAACGCCGCCCGCCGCAUGGGCGCCGUCGUCGGCACCGAGAAGAAGUACGCAACCGGCAACCAGAUCCAAGCGCCAGACGGGCAGCGGUUGACGAAGGUGGACCGCGAGAACGAGGUUGCGCCGCCGAAGAAGAUUGAUGCGGACGUGGGCAAGGCGAUGAGCAAGGCGCGCCAGGACAAGGUUCCGCCCAUGACACAGAAGGACCUCGCCACCAAGGUCAACGAGAAGCCGAGCGUCAUCAACGAUUACGAGAGCGGCCGCGCAGUCCCCAACCAGCAGGUCCUGUCGAAGCUCGAGAGGGCCCUCGGCGUUAAGCUGCGUGGAAAGGACAUCGGCACCGCGCUCGGCGGCCCCAAGAAGAAGUAGUGAGGGGUAGACGGUCCGACAAUGAAACGUCUUCUCGCUCCGAUUCUUCACUGUCCGCAACCAACCAACUUCUUUUGUUUUCUAGCGCCUUUUCUCUUUUUUUCUUUUCUGGGUUUGUGUUGUCUUUGUUUUUCCGGGAUUUCCUUUGUAGAACAAGGAAUACGCUCAACUAGGGAUGGAUGGGGUUUGGGUUUUAUGGCAGCGCUCUUUCUUGUGACAAAGGGACGGUGCGGACGGCAUGAGGUAGUGCGGGAGGGGGAGGACCUGAUGUACUCACCUACCUGUAGUUGUGUCUUCUUCUUUCUUACGCUGGAAGCGCCGUGGGAAUUGUAGAUGAUGAGAUGACUUCAGAAUUAUGAUCACUCGUA